Choloepus didactylus (southern two-toed sloth) is the source of this 699-nucleotide messenger RNA. RefSeq names its product kinetochore protein Spc25-like. The transcript has a single exon. Bases 1 to 678 code for a protein of 225 amino acids. Gene Ontology annotation, cellular component: Ndc80 complex. The record is from RefSeq and is a predicted model, not a curated record. Gene Ontology annotation, biological process: chromosome segregation. Lineage: Eukaryota; Metazoa; Chordata; Mammalia; Pilosa; Megalonychidae.
AUGAUAGAGGACGAACUGGCACUAUUUGAUAAAAGCAUAAAUGAACUUUGGAAUAAACUCAAAAGUGUUGUCAGUGACACCUCCUGUCAGAUGGUGGGGCUAAGAGAUACCUACAAGGACUCUAUUAAAGCAUUUGCAGAAAAGUUGUCUAUGAAGUUAAAGGAAGAAGACCAAAUGGUUGAGAUGUUUCUGGAAUAUCAAAAUCAGAUCUGCCAGCAGAAUCAGCGCAUUCAGGAAAAAAAAGAUAACUUGUUAAAGUUGAUUGCUGAAGUAAAAUGCAAAAAGCAAGAAAUGGAAGUAUUGACUGCAAAUAUCCAGGAUCUUAAAGAAGAAUAUGCAAAGAAGGAAACUAUUUCCACUGCUAACAAAGCUAAUGAAGAGAGGUUGAAAAGGCUGCAGAAAUCUGCAGACUUACAUAAAGAUCGACUUGGACUAGAAAUUCGAAAAAUUUAUGGUGAUAAAUUACAGUUUAUAUUCACUAAUAUUGAUCUUAAGCAUCCUGAGAAUCCAUAUAUGUUUUCUCUGCGCCUGAAUGAAGCAAGGGACUACCAAGUGUCAGAUAGUGCUCCGUAUCUUGAACACCUAGCAGAAUUUCAAGAGAAUGUAAGGAAGACCAAUAAUUUUUCAGCUUUUCUUGCCAAUGUCCGGAAAACCUUUACUUCUAUGGUUUGUAAUUAAUGUAUAAAUAGUAUAUAAAAA